Salmo salar (Atlantic salmon) is the source of this 963-nucleotide messenger RNA. It is a transcript of the gene kti12, whose product is annotated as KTI12 chromatin associated homolog. Lineage: Eukaryota; Metazoa; Chordata; Actinopteri; Salmoniformes; Salmonidae. The record is from RefSeq and is marked provisional.
ACUACUUCCGGGUUUAUGCCUAGCUAGUUGCAUGUGUUUUUAGCAUUAUGCCGCUCAUAGUAAUGUGUGGUUUUCCAUGUAGUGGCAAAACACGAAGAGCGGUGGAAUUACAGCAAUACUUUGAACAGAAUACAGAGAGAAAGGUUCACAAUGUAGGGGAUGGAACGUUGGGAAUUGAGAAGAACGCUGUAUACGCAGAUUCUCAGAAUGAGAAAAAUGUAAGAGGAUCUCUAAGAGCUGAAGCAGAGAGGAGAAUCAACAAAGAGGAUAUUGUAAUUCUGGAUUCAUUGAACUAUAUCAAAGGUUACAGAUAUGAACUUUUUUGUCUGAUCAAACACACACAGACGCCUCACUGUCUGGUUUACUGUUUGACGUCAGCCGAAGUGAGCUCAACAUGGAACACAGAAAGGGAUGUUGAAGAGCAGUACACUCAGGAGAUCCUAGAUGCGCUGGUGCUGAGAUUUGAAACUCCAGACUCCAGGAACAGAUGGGACAGCCCACUUUUCACCGUUCAGAAAGAAGACACACUUCCAUUUGAAGCCAUCUCUGAUGCCAUCUUCAAAAGGAAAGCACCCCCUCCUAACCAGUCGACACAGAGUCAACCACUGUCAUCUACAAACUUCUUGUAUGAGCUGGACAAAGUCACACAAGAUGUGUUGAUGGCAAUUCUCAACUCCCAGAAGACAAGUGUUCCAGGGGAUCUCAUUGCUGUUCCAGGAGCUACAGAAAAGAUAGAACUGACCAGAAGUCUAAACAUGGCAGAGCUCCGGAAACUACGACGCCAGUUCAUCAGCUACACCAAGAUGCACCCGACAGAGAAUAUCGGACACAUUGCUAACAUGUUUGUACAGUAUCUAAACAAGAGUAUACAUUGAUGACUUUUUAUUUUAACGCCUUUGGUUCAGGUCAAUAAAAUUAAGGGAAUGCCUUGUAUGAUAUAUUUACAUUGUCUGAGACAAGUAC